UCGGCGGUGAUGGCCGGUUUACGGGGUGUGGGGCUUGACGGUGACUUGGAGAAUACAUCAAGGUAUGGGUGAUGUCGGCUCACGGAAGGCGGAGGAACUCGGGUGAUCUGCCCUCCCCAGCGGCCUUGCAGCGCCACCGGGGAACCGUAUGCUGUUUCUUGAGUCCGUGGGGAGUCGAGGCUGCCGACGUGGCCCCCAGACGCGGCUCCUGGGCAUUGCGAGCUGGUCGGUUCUCGGCCUGGUGUGCUUUUGGAACGCGGUCAGCCCUUGACUAGCGUUGGGUUCAGCUGAAUGAACACCAGAAACUGGGGGCGGGUGGAAUCCAGAGCUUAGAUGCAUUCACACGAAUCAGCGGACGAAUGCAGGAUGUUCCUGGUGGUCUAGUCUCAGAACUUAUAUCUCCAGUCUCCACAAUGAUUCCCUUCCAAGUCCAGUGGUGCCCAGUUGCCUCCAGGUCUCAGACUCCUACGUGGACAAGAAAAGCUUAGUGAGGAAAUGGUAAAUCUCCAGUUGCUCCCUGAGGUGUCAAGUGUCUAGUGGCAGUCCAUGGAGAUCCAAUUCAAUUAUGAAGCUCAAAAACACUACCUUCUGUCAGAUGGUGGGACUAAGGCCAAAGUUGGAGAGCUGGCUUCCGAGGAGGAGAUUACAGCAAAAAUUGAACCAUUGACUGAAGAGUCUGGUAACCCCAGAGAUAAUGUUCUCCAGGAUUCUGAAUGCAGGGAAUUCUGUGGAUUUGGGGGUAAAUUCAAUGAAAAGGAUCAGAACCUCUUCAAAAGAAGACAACAUAACUGUGAUGAAUGUGGGCAAAACUUUGCUUGUAGUACAGGCCUUAUUAGGCAUCGAAGAACCCAUUGGGAGAAACCCUAUGAAUGUGAUAAGUGUGGAAAGACCUUUAAUGUGAGCUCAGCCCUGGUUCUGCAUCAGAGAAUUCAUACUGGGGAGAAACCCUAUCCUUGUAAUUGGUGUAUUAAAAGUUUCCGUCGGAGCUCAGACCUUAUUAAACAUCAAAGAGUCCACACUGGUGAAAAACCUUACAAAUGUGAUGAAUGUGGGAAAGCCUUCAGUCAGAGCUCUGAUCUUAUUAUACAUCAGAGAAUACAUACAGGAGAAAAACCCUAUCAGUGCAGUCAUUGUAGUAAAAGUUUUAGCCAGCGCUCAGACCUGGUUAAACAUCAAAGAAUACAUACUGGAGAGAAGCCUUAUACAUGUAACCAGUGUAACAAACAUUUUAGUCAGAGUUCUGAUGUUAUAAAACAUCAAAGAAUCCAUACUGGUGAGAAACCAUAUAAAUGUGAUGUGUGUGGAAAAGCCUUCAGUCAGAGCUCAGAUCUUAUUCUACAUCAGAGAAUCCACACUGGAGAGAAACCAUAUCCAUGUAAUCAGUGUAGCAAAAGUUUCAGUCAGAACUCAGACCUUAUUAAACAUCGAAGGAUCCACACUGGAGAGAAACCCUAUAAAUGUAAUGAAUGUGGGAAAGCUUUUAAUCAGAGCUCAGUCCUUAUUCUGCAUCAGAGAAUUCACACUGGAGAGAAACCCUAUCCAUGUAAUCAGUGUAGCAAAACCUUCAGUAGACUUUCAGAUCUUGUUAAUCAUCAACGAAUUCACACUGGAGAGAAGCCUUACCCAUGUAACCAGUGCAGUAAAAUGUUUAGUCGAAGAUCAGACCUUAUUAAACAUCAUAGAAUUCAUACAGGUGAGAAACCCUAUGAAUGUGAUGAGUGUGGGAAAACCUUUAGUCAAAGCUCAAACCUUAUUCUGCAUCAGAGAAUCCACACUGGAGAGAAACCCUAUCCAUGUAGCGAUUGUACUAAAAGUUUUAGUCGUCGUUCAGACCUUGUGAAACAUCAGAGAAUACACACUGGAGAGAAACCAUAUGCAUGUAAUCAGUGCAAUAAAAGUUUUAGUCAAAGCUCAGACCUCACUAAACAUCAGAGAGUACACUCUGGGGAAAAACCCUAUCAUUGUGAUUGUUGUGAGAAAGCCUUCAGUCAGAGUUCUGACCUUAUUCUUCAUCAGAGAACUCACACUGGAGAAAAACCAUAUCCAUGCACACAGUGCAGCAAAAGUUUCAGUCAGAACUCCGACCUUAUCAAGCACCAGAGGAUCCACACUGGGGAAAAACCAUAUAAAUGUAAUGAAUGUGGGAAGGCUUUCAGUCAGUGCUCAGCUCUUGUCCUACAUCAGAGGAUCCACACUGGGGAGAAACCAUAUCCAUGUGAUCAAUGUGGCAAAAGCUUUAGUCGGCGCUCUGAUCUUAUUAACCAUCAAAGAACCCACACUAAUGAAAAUCCAUAUAAAUGUGAUGUGUCUGGGAAAGCCUUCAGCACAUGCACUGAUCUUACUGAACACCAGGGAAUCCACAUUGGAGAGAAACCCCACAGGUGUGUUCAAUGCAGCAGAAAUUUUAGCCAACUCUCUGAUCUUAUUAAUCAUGAGAAAGUCCAUUCUGGGGAAGCCACUCUAAAUGUGAUGAAUAUGGGAAAACCUUUAGUGUAUACACCAACUUUAUUCAGUACCAGAGACACUCUGCCAGAAAAAAAUCUUAUGAAUGCUAUGGAUGAUUAUGAAAAAGGUUUUAAUCAAUGCUCAACUCUUGUGCUACAUUAAAAAAAACACACACAAGAGAAAACAUAUUAAUUCAAUUUUUAUAAUGAAAGUUUAACUUAGAGCUCAGACAUUACUAAAGAAAAAGUCUGAGGAGGAAUCCUGUGAGUUGUUGGAAAACCUUCAAUGUGAAAAAACUUUUUACUGAAUGUCAGAAACAAUGGAAAAAAUUUCUAUCUGCUGUAAUGUAAGAAAAGCUCUAGUCUUUUAUUCAAACACUACACAAGAGGAAAGUUUUAUCAUUAUAAGAAAUGUCUAACCAUAUUAAUGCAGAACCUUAUCAGAUAUUGUAAAAACCAGUGUGCUGUUAUGUGCAAUCAGAACUCAGAAGGAAAUGUAUUAGUGUUAUAAUCUCAAACCUUUAGUGAGCCCAGAUCACCUAUUGCAUAUCACAGAAGUUAUUUUAGAGAAUGUAGGGAAAAUUUAAACCCUUCCCAUAUCUUAAUUGGCAUUCACUCUGAUAAUUCGCAUACCACUUAUCUCCUGACAGCUGGAGAAUCCUACCUUAUGCAAACAUUAGUUAUUAAAUUCCCUCUGUGUGAACAUGCUAUACUAUUCUGGUAUUAAACUUAUUAACUGCAUAACUCUAGUGCCCCAUUUUCUGAAAUAUCCUUUUUUUUGUGGGGGUGGCCAAGUUUUGGUCUUCCUAGUGAGCAUGAGUUUUCAAGUUCCUGUGGUGUUCACAGCAAACAUGAAUUUAUUUUGCUCUUAAUAAUGUAGCCCAUCCAUAAACUUUAGUGGUUUGAAAUUACUUCUUCAACACUACCAUUUAAUUACAGUUUCUAAAUAUGUGAAACAACUUUUUAAAAAAUAAUUCCAUAUGUUAAAGUGUGAAUAUUUCUCUACUACUGUGUUUAUCCUGUCUGUCAUCUAUAGAUUGAACAAAAAUGUUAGCUAAAGUAACACCCACAUGACUAAUUUAUAUUGCAUAUUCUGUCUAAAAAUAAAAAGACCUAUUGAUCAUUUUUUUAAUGGCAACAUUCAUCAGACUUUGUUGAUUUCUGACAUAUAUAGUGAUAA
Mesoplodon densirostris (Blainville's beaked whale) is the source of this 3624-nucleotide messenger RNA. Its product is annotated as zinc finger protein 271. The record is from RefSeq and is a predicted model, not a curated record. The coding region runs from base 547 to 2607 and encodes 686 amino acids. Gene Ontology annotation, cellular component: nucleus. Lineage: Eukaryota; Metazoa; Chordata; Mammalia; Artiodactyla; Ziphiidae. The transcript is spliced from 3 exons. Gene Ontology annotation, biological process: regulation of transcription by RNA polymerase II. Gene Ontology annotation, molecular function: DNA-binding transcription activator activity, RNA polymerase II-specific; RNA polymerase II cis-regulatory region sequence-specific DNA binding.